GAGAUCUGCUUUAAAAUAUGUUGUAAGCGGCCAUUGCUAAGGAAAACAUUUUUUGACAGAAAGUAAUUUUAGAACAAAAAUGACAUCAGAAGGUCUUUGGGAAGACAGGGAUGUCAGGUUUGACAUAAACCCUAAUCAGAUGAAAAUGCGACCAGGUGAAAAGUUGAUAGAUAAGAUGGAUGCUGUUGAAGAUACUAAAGGCAACAAUGGAGAAAGAGGUAUAAUGCAUAAAACAAAUUUGAGGUUGAUUUGGCAUUCCCUCAACAUGCCCAGGGUAAAUCUUUUUAAUUUAUUUAUUUUUGUAAUAGAUAUUAAAAUUUUGAUUGUUUUUCAGAAAUUACGUGGUACCACAGAAGCUCUGUACGUUUUGACAAAAUGUAACAACACAAGAUUUGAGUUCAUCUUUACAAAUCUCAUACCUGGUUCACCGAGAUUGUUCACCACUGUGAUAUCUGUUCAUAGGGCGUAUGAAACAUCUAAACUGUACAGAGAUUUAAAGCUGAGAGGUGCACUUAUACAGAAUAAACAACUUAGAUUAUUACCACAAGAACAAGUCUAUGAUAAAGUUAGUGGUGUAUGGAAUCUAUCCAGUGAUCAGGGAAAUCUGGGGACUUAUUUCAUCACUAAUGUUCGUUUGGUCUGGCAUGCUAAUAUCAAUGAAUCUUUUAAUGUCAGUAUACCCUACCUUCAAAUGAAAACUAUCAAGAUCAGAGAUUCAAAAUUUGGAUUGGCUUUGGUUGUAGAGAGUUCAGCACAGAGUGGAGGGUAUGUACUAGGGUUCAGGAUAGAUCCUGUUGAGAAAUUACAGCAAGUUCAUAAGGAAAUACAGAGUUUACACAAAGUCUAUAGCACCUGUCCUGUGUUUGGUGUAGAGUUUGAGGAAGAUGAAAGGCCUCAAGGUCUGGAUGAAUUAACUAUUGAGAGAGUUCAGGAUGAUGUUGAAAUAGAAACAGACGGACAAACAGAUGCUUUUGCUGCAUAUUUUGCAGACGGUAAUAAAGACAGAGACAGGGAUCCAGUUUAUUCAGAGGAACUUGGACUUGCCGUGGAAAAACUGAAGGAUGGUUUUACCUUGUCAGGACUCUGGGAAGUGCUUAAUUAAUGUGCCUUAUACCGGUAUAUAUGAAAGGACAACCUGAACAUUGGAAUGAUUGAUUGAUUUGGAAAUUGAAUGUGGAUGAAGUUAAACUCCGCAUGUGUAUGGAAUAACUUAGAAACAAAUAAAACUUAGAAAAAUUUUAAUUAUGUAAGAAUAACUGAUAAUUCAAGGUAGAAAUGUCUGUACUUAAAACAGCAAUACAUUGGCUUUAUUUGCAUGGCUGUUUCAUGUUGUUGAUGAAAAUGUUGUUGUUGGGUUUUUUUCUGGCUUAAAUGUGUAUAAAGGUAGCAAUAUAGCAAUAAAAUUGUAUGCUUUAUUUGUCUGAUAGUGAAUUAUCUAAGAUCAAAGUUUAUGAAUAUCAAUAGAAUCUACUAUGAAUUUGUUGAUGUAGAAUUUUUUAUGGUUUCCUUUAACAUCAUGUUUAAACCCAUGAGCUAUGAUUUUGUUGAUCAAUUUGCUGAUUAAGUGUUCUUAAGAGCUCUAGCAGAUAUAUGAAUAUGACUUGUCUUAGCCCCUACAUGAACCAACAUACACAUACAUUUUUUUCCAACCAGUCUCUAUACAGUUGCUCUACCUAAUGUUUGUGUUUUGUAUAAAAUUCCCUCUGAUUGACAUUGGGCAGUUCCAAUUUAAAAUUGGACAAGUCCAAUAUUCAAAUUAAGGAUAAUACCAGUUCAGUCAUGUAAAAUUUUUAAUCUUUAAGCUAUUAUCCCACACAUUGUAGUUUGGUCAUUUUUUUAAAUAAAAUGUCAUCAAAAGAUAAAAUUUUCACAGACUCAUGCAUUUAUAUAGAACUAGAAUAUUAAUAUUUGCCUUAUCCGAAGGAAAAACAUAAAAAUAAAGUUUUUGUUCAUGAUGCUGUAAUUUCAAACCGUUGCAACGUUUUAUUUUGUAAAUAUUGACUUAAAUUAUUACCACACCCAUUAACUGGUUGCAAGUAGAUCCGUUGGUUGUGUAUGCUUGGUAAGUUUUUUAUCCUGCAAUCAAUUGCUGUACAAUAUAUUACAGAAAAUUAUGUCGUUACAAGGAGACAAGAGACAGUUUUUUGUGGGAGAGUAGCUUUAAGAGGAUGAAACUUGACUAUUUAUGUGACUAUUUGUUUAGGUAUUUCUCACACUGUUUAAAGGGACAUAAUGUCUCAGAAAUCCAUAUUUGUUUCACUCUUUACAAAUGUUAAAUAUGUUUAAUAAUGGAUUAAGUGCAUGUUAGAUGUUUAACAGCUGAAAAUAGUAGCGCUGAAUGUGCAGUAAUGUGUUGUAAGGGUAGCAAAAUGUAAACAAAGUAGUAUUAUGACUUCUAUACAAAAUAUUAAGUCACUAUAAUUAUACCAAUUGCCAAGAAAACAAAAGGAGCAAAGAUAAUUCAUCCGUAUGGCAAGUUAGUGUCUUUUCAUGAAACUGUAACAAGAUACCAAAAAUUUAAAGUUUUUGAGAAAUAAAAAUGAUAGCAUUUCUGACACAUAACGGGCCUUCAAAUGGCUAUUUCGUGUUUCUUCUUAUUUAGAUAUUGAAAUAACAUUGUGUUUUGCUCUCUAAAUUUGUUGAGUCACUUAAGUAUUGGAGAAAUAGCAUCACAUAUUUCAAAAACAUUUGCAUAUACAGUUUUGUUCAUAGUUACACUGUUUGAUUUUGUGUUUGCAGGUUAAUGCACUAUCUUAGUCUGUGUAACAAUAAGUUGCUUUGCUGUUUGUUGCAACUUCAUAUACAUGUAGAUAUUACCCUGAAAAUCAAAACAUUUUUUUAUUAUCAAUUUAGAUCAUAAGACCCAUAACUCUAGCAAAGAUUUAUUUUGAUUGCUUUUAACUCCUUUGUAAAACUUACAAAAGGACUUGAAGAUGUUCGGCUUGCAAGAUCAUCUCCACAAUCACUGUUUUUUACUGGUUUUUUAACUAAAAAUUUUCCGGUUAGACCAUAACUGUAGGUCACUUCUUACAGACCCACCUCUCUAUCUUUGAUUUUGUCAGAAUUACUCCCCUUUGUAAACAAAGCAUUGUAUUGCAUUGUAUGUAAAAGCUUAGUUUUUACUAUAAAUCAGUAAGAACAGUCGAAAGCUCUGUUCAAUUGCAAGCAUAUUUUUAGUUUUAUUUUCAUGUCCUUUAUUUACAGAACACAUAUAAAUGGAAUAUUUCAUUUCCUUUUUAGUUUUAUUGUAUUAUACUGUUGUAUAUGUAUAGUACUAUAAUUUAUUUCCAUACUAUUGUGAUUUAUGUGAACACAUUCCGUCCCAUGUCGAAUAACGUGCUAUGAAUUUUGUCUUACAUUUUCAACUUUUUUGUGUGAGAAGUUUCAAAUUAGAUCAGAAUGGAGGUUUUACUGAUAAAAGACAUAUGAGCCACGUCACGACAAAACCAACAUAAUGCGUUUGCGAGCGCGCAGUCUGGUCUGGAUCCAUGCUGUUCACUUACCAACCCUAUUACAAGAACAGAAACUGAUAGCGAACAGCAUGGAUCCUGAUCAGACUGCGCGGAUGUGCAGGCUGGUCUAGAUCCAUGCUGGUCACAAACGCAUGUUGGUUUUGUCUUGACGCGGCUCAUAUCAAAAUACAUGUAAUCUGAGACGGUUUAUGAGAUAUGUAUGGUUUAAAGUUUCUAUUGAUGGUUAUGUUAGCACGAUAGUUAAAGGUCAUAAAUUUGUAUCACUUGCCCCUGACUGUUAUUGAUUUAUUACCACACAGGACUUUAGAUUCUUUUAUAUGAGGAAGCUACCCAUGGCCAGUUAGCUUACAGGAAGUUGGUGGUUUUGCUUGUGCCUGAAGUAAUAUAUGAAUGGCCAUUUGGGGUCUUCCUUUAAGAGUAAAGCUGGAAAAUAGCCAUAUGACCACAGUAUCUAUGUAACAAAAAUGCAAACUUAAGGCAAUAAAACACCAACAAAAAAAAAUUUCUUCUUCUAAAACUCGUGUGUUUACACAGAACUAUAAUAGAAAUUAAAGAAAGGAAAACUUAACUUUUUGUGUCGCCUUGAAAAAGGCGACAUAUAGGUGUCACUUUUGUCGGCGGUGUCGGCGUCGUUGUCGGUGUCGGCGUCGGCGUCCCCUUAAGCUUGUCCGGAGCAUAAGUCAGUCAUUAUAAGUCGUUUUGACUUCAAACUUGGUAUGCAUGCUUCUUACAAUGACCUGAAGUGCAGUGCACAAGAACCGGUACUCUGCACUUCUUAUUUUUUGAGUUAUUGCCCUUUGUUAAUUUUCAUACUUAAUUUUUGUCCGGGCCAUUUCUCCUAAAGUAUCAAAUCUAUGGACUUGAAACUUCAUAGGAUGAUAGAUCUCAUUAAGAAGAAGUGCAGUGCACAAGAACUGGUACUCUGCAUUUCUUAUUUUUUGAGUUAUUGCCCUUUGUUAAUUUUCAUACUUUAUUUUUGUCCGGGCCAUUUCUCCUCAAGUAUAAAAGCUAUGGACUUGAAACUUCAUAGGAUGAUAGAUCUCAUUAAGGAGAAGUGCAGUGCACAAGAACUGGUACUCUGCAUUUCUUAUUUUUUGAGUUAUUGCCCUUGUUAAUUUUCAAACUUUAUUAUUGUCCAGGCCAUUUCUCAUAAAUUAUAAAAGCUUUUGACUUGAAACUUAGUAGGAUGAUAGAUCUUAUUGAUACUGAGAAGUGCAAUGCAUAGAAACUGCUGCUCUGCAUUUCUUUUUUUUUGAGCUAUUGCCCUUUGUUGAUUUUCAAAUAUCAUUUUUGUCCUGGCCAUUUCUCCUAAACUAUAUUGUUCACAAGGCGACACAUCCGACUCGCGGAGUUCUAGUUUUUCUUUACAAUUUGUUUAAACCAUUUAUUUGUUAAAAAAAAACUCAAGUGUUUAUUGACAGGACCAGGAUCAACAUUAAGAAUCAAAUGCAAAGAAAUCCACAUUUUACAUGUGUUUAGUAACUUUGAAAAAAUGUUGAAUGUUAAAUUCAAAAUAAUAGCAUGUUUACUUAUUUAUGAUUAAAAUUGUAAAUAUA
This is a messenger RNA of Ruditapes philippinarum (Manila clam), 5029 nucleotides long. RefSeq names its product Bardet-Biedl syndrome 5 protein-like. The transcript is spliced from 11 exons. Gene Ontology annotation, biological process: intracellular transport; cilium assembly. Lineage: Eukaryota; Metazoa; Mollusca; Bivalvia; Venerida; Veneridae. The coding region runs from base 80 to 1102 and encodes 340 amino acids. The record is from RefSeq and is a predicted model, not a curated record. Gene Ontology annotation, molecular function: phosphatidylinositol-3-phosphate binding. Gene Ontology annotation, cellular component: BBSome; ciliary basal body.